AAUUAUUCGGUUGCUGCUGCCCCGAUCGUGAGGGUGGUGAGGAAUGGAGGAUCGUCCCAUGCCCUGUAGGCAUCCAGUGCAUCAUCAUCUAGGAGAGUGCGCAGGCAGAUUCUUUGCUCUUCUGCAGACCAUAUCGCAAUUGUUCUCAUUCGGGAUACCGGGGCCUCCAACAGUUCUGGCUAGUGAACUAGGUGAUGUGGUCGUCAGACGAGUCUUGAUUCGGUUCCGGUUUAUAGAUAAUGAGAACAGGUGUCACCCCUUUGGGGAAGGAGGGGUCCUGCGGGAACACUGUGCCUAUGGCUCCCUAAUCACCCUGCUGGGCGAUGUGGUUGCGGAGCAUCUGCCUGGACAGUCUGGUCGACAUUUGGGGUAUCUCGUGUCUCCAUCCUUGGAUCGUGAGGCCCGGUGGCGCUUCAGGUGUGUGUUUGAGAUGGCGGCUGGCGAUCCUGGGCACCCGGGGGGUAGCACUUUUAAGACCAAUCUGCCAAGCCCCUCCCGUGCGGCUACAGCGUAUUGGCAGAAUCGCCACCCCAUCUUUCAUUAUUUCCACGGUCCCCCUUGGCCCCUGGCUGACCGCAGUGGUGAGGCGAUCCCGAAAGAAGUCCAAAUCGGUGGAGAGGUGACCUCUGAGGGCACAACCAUAGCACCAAGGGGCGUGUGGGUGGUUUACUUGCACCGCAUAGGUUUUGCCAUCCUAGAAGAAGGACCAUUGGCUGUUGACCGGGAACCCUUUGGCCGGGUCCCAGUCGACGGCCACGAGGAGGGUGUCGUCCCGUUUGGGGAGGAAUUGGGGUUGGCCUGUUAUGGAGGUGAGCACUGGGCAAUUGCACUUGAUCGUUUGAGCGAGAAGGUGGACGGCGGCGGCGAAUUUGCCGGGCGGGAACCAGGAGCGCAAAAAAAGUUGGCGUCGAAAAUGGUCGGGACGGCGACUCUCGUCGGGGCCGCUCUUGGGCUCGGCGCGCAAAUGUACAGCAACGCUGUGCGCAAGUUGCCAUUGAUGCGACACCCAUGGGAACACCUUCUGGCUAUUGGGCUAGGAGGAACGUUCGGGUCGGCGGUUGUCAAAUGGGAGCAGGGAAUGGCUGAGCAGGUGGAGAAGACGCUAGCAGAAACCAAGGAGGCAAACAGAAAGAGGUUCUUAGGUACAAUGCGUGUUGAACAUUGAAGGAGCCCUCAAACAGUGCAGUCGCGCAUAGUCGCCGCCAUAAAGUGCUCUCAUGCAUAUUUUCUGUGUGUGUGUGUGUGUGUGUGUGUGUGUGUGUGUGUGUGUGUGUGUGUGUGCAGUCGCGAAUAGUGGCCGCCAUAAAGUGCUCUCAUGCAUAUUUUGUGUGUGUGUGUGUGUGUGUGUGUGUGUGUGUGUGUGUGUGUGUGUGUGUGUGUGUGUGUGUG
Messenger RNA from Chara braunii, 1389 nucleotides. The record is from the annotation of a GenBank genome assembly. Lineage: Eukaryota; Viridiplantae; Streptophyta; Charophyceae; Charales; Characeae.